CCCUGCUGUAGAUCCUCGUGGUGGGAUCAGUGAAUCAAUGUCUUGUUCACUCCUGGCAUACAGCAUGAUGUCAUCCAUGCAGAGGAGGUGGCUGAUGAUUGCUCCAUUCUGUAGUCGGUAUCCAUAGCCAGUCUUUUUAAUGGUUGCACUGAGGGGGGUUCAAAUCUAUGCAGGACAGCAGUGUUCACAGGCCACCUCCUUGGUACAGCCCACACUUUAUGAAUUGGUUUCGAUGUGCAGAUUAGAACGUGACUUAAAGCAGGGUGUUCGGACUGAUCACUUCAGACAUCUUCUGAAACAUCAGGAUCAUCAGGUCUACAGUGAAGUCAACAUGAAGACUCUCAGCCUGACAGUGGGACUGCUGCUCGUGCUGUUCACUGCGUACUACGAUGCCUCUAAGGCAGUGAAUUCACCUGACUUUUGCUGUUUUGAAUUCUUUGACAAACGGAUCCCAAAGGCGCACAUCGUCAACAUCACCAAAACUCACAGUCAGUGCUCCACACCAGCAUUUGUGGUCGAGACACCCAAAAGGCUUUUGUGUGUGAAACAGUCUGAGGAUUGGGCACUGAGAGAAUUUGUCAAAAGAGCACAAUAAAUGCAUCAAAAAUCUGCCAUGGCUCCAAUAAAUGUCACAAGCCAGAAAUCAUCGGUCACUGCAUAAAACUGCUUUGUAGACUCGAGGCAAUGCUGGAGUUUCAAACCUUUGCACAACUUACUCGCUUAAAUACUGUAACUUUUAAUGAAGAGAGAAUGAAUUUAUUUUUUCUGUGUUUUCAAAUGUUUGCAAAUCACAAAUUCAGUUCAACUAUUUGGGUAAAAUUUUAAACCUCAGAUAAAUUAAUUUCAGUAUUUAGUAUAUGGACAAAAGUAUUGGGACUCUUUGAAUUCAGGUGUUUUCAGUCUUGUUGCCACAGGUGAAUGAAAUCAAACAUAGUUAACAACGGGUCAUUCUAAAGCACUCCGUGAGCUCGACUGUGGCACUUCAUGACAUUUCUUCCCUCCUUGAUCAUCUGUAAAUGAUAUUACAGCAAACUGAAAGUGCUUAAGAACCACAGAAAUUCAAAACCACCUCCAGACUUAAAGUCUCCUUGCAGGUUUGAUCCACUGUGGUUUCACUUCCUCUGCUAUUUAUCUCCUUACACACUCAUUUUCCUGGCACUAAUCUCUAACGCAGAGUUAAAAACAGUUUUAAAUGGUUUUGAUUCCUCAGACUUUCAGAUUAUUUACAGAUUCAGAUGAAAAUUGUGCACAAAUUAGAGAUGUUCUCAUACUUUUGGAUCCAGCUGUAUAUAUAACAAGUAUUGAAACAUUUUUCAUCAUUUUCAUUUUUUUCACUGUCUUCAUUGUUAUGCAGCUACAGUAUAUCUGAAGCACUUAUAAAUCACUCUGUAUCGCUCUGCUUUAUUCUUCAUUAAAGUUGCAUUUCAUAAAACUAAA
Molecule: messenger RNA, 1437 nt
Organism: Oreochromis niloticus (Nile tilapia)
Lineage: Eukaryota; Metazoa; Chordata; Actinopteri; Cichliformes; Cichlidae
Product: C-C motif chemokine 3
Exons: 4
Coding region: 140-595 (151 amino acids)
Biological process (GO): immune response
Cellular component (GO): extracellular region
Molecular function (GO): chemokine activity
Source: RefSeq, a predicted model, not a curated record